AUGCCUUUCACUGCUAGCGAUAUCUGCAAGAUCAUUCUUGCCAUCAUCCUCCCGCCCGUCGGUGUGUUGCUGGAGCGAGGAUGCGGUGCUGAUUUCUGCAUCAACAUCCUGCUCACCAUCCUGGGAUACAUCCCCGGCAUCAUCCACGCGCUGUACAUCAUAUUGAAAUACUAA
Messenger RNA from Durotheca rogersii, 174 nucleotides. Its product is annotated as putative plasma membrane proteolipid 3. Lineage: Eukaryota; Fungi; Ascomycota; Sordariomycetes; Xylariales; Xylariaceae. The record is from RefSeq and is a predicted model, not a curated record. Bases 1 to 174 code for a protein of 57 amino acids. The transcript has 3 exons. Gene Ontology annotation, cellular component: membrane.